Molecule: messenger RNA, 4167 nt
Organism: Daphnia pulicaria
Lineage: Eukaryota; Metazoa; Arthropoda; Branchiopoda; Diplostraca; Daphniidae
Exons: 2
Coding region: 1-4167 (1388 amino acids)
Biological process (GO): DNA integration
Molecular function (GO): nucleic acid binding; zinc ion binding
Source: RefSeq, a predicted model, not a curated record
AUGGUGAAAACUGAAGACAGCAAAUCACCAGCAGAUAUUUUUGGUUUAUCCCGACUAUUCAUCGUGGCUCCAGAAGAAGAAGAAGAAGAAGUUGUACACGUGCCAGCCAUGCCACCGAAAGCUUUCAAGCCGUAUGGAUCACCUCCAAGAUUUGAUCUCGAUGAAUACAAAGAUUCAUUCGAGCUUUGGCACCAACAAUGGAAGAUUUUUCUCGCGCUUUCAACCAUCGACUCUGUACUUGAAGACGGUGAGCGCCCAGCCUACAAAACUAACAUUUUACUUUCUUGUCUCUCAAAGGAAACUCUUCAAUCCGUUAUGUCUAUGGAGCUAACUGAUGCUCAGAUGGGGGAUCACGAGGUCGUGAUCCAGAAGUUGCGUGAACGCUGUAAUGCAGGACGAAAUCGACACGUCUGGCGCCAACAAUUCGCUUUAAGCAAACAACGAGCGAACGAGGCUGCCGACAAUUGGCUUUGCGAUCUCCGUGAUCUAGCUCGCAAGUGCGAAUUCGACACUGACUGCUGCGCAAAUUGUCAACCCACCCGCAUCCUUGGUCAAGUAGUCCAUGGAGUUUACGACGAUGAAAUCCGACGGAAACUCCUCGAAAAAGGUGCAACCCUUACUCUCGACCAAGCCAUCGACAUUCUACGUGUAGCAGAGGCUGCUUCUCAACAAGCAACAAAUCUGAAGACUGGCGACGCGGCAGCAAUUCAAGCGCUGCCCAAAUCGUCAUACAAGAAAGGUAAAUCUCAAACACCGCCCAGCACGAAAUCCAAUCAGUCGGCGAAGGACAGACCGUCCGGUAAGCAGCCGAAAGAUGACAUCAAAUCAGAAGGAUGCUGGAACUGUGGCAGUGAAACCCGCCACUCACGUCAACUAUGCCCAGCAAACGGAAAAGAAUGCGGCAAGUGCACGAAGAUUGGUCAUUUUGCAAGAGUGUGCAGCUCAAAGAAGAGCACAAAACCGCCUCAAACCGGAUGCAUCACGCUCGACCCUAAUUCUCCAGCUCGUGUUGCAGGCAUAGAAAAGUCCGAUUUCGUCAAAGCAGGAAUUCAACCCAAUGGCAGUAAGAAAGAACUUAUCAUUCAAAUUUUGCCAGACACAGGGGCACAAAUCGACGCCAUCCCGGCCGAUAUGUACCACGACGAAAUUCGAGACACCAAGCUUUUGCCCAGGGGCACCAACGCCAUUACAGCUACCGGAAGCCCCAUCAUCAGCAUCGGAACGUUCGAAGCAACAAUCCGUUGGCCAACGGGUAAAAAGAGUAAAUCAAUCAAAACAAUCUUUCACGUAUUACAGGAUCUUAAACAGCCGGUGCUAUCGAAGAUUACUCAAAAAGCACUCGGAAUGUUGCCAGCUGGUUACCCUCACGAGAGCAUCAACGCAAUCAAAAAGGAGGAGCCACGAAACGAUCCUGGCUCCAAGUUUUUUCCGCGUCUCAUGGCGACAGUCGGAAUCAACCCGACGGAAGAGAGGAAGAAGGAGGACCUAAACCAGUUAACGGCCGUCCAUCCCCACAUCUUUGACGGAAUCUGUCGACCCAUGGCGGGCCCGGCAUGUCAUUUCGAGCUCAAGGAAGGCGCGAUUCCAGCCGCCAUCCGCGGAUCUCGUCCCGUCUCAGUCCCUCUCAUGCCAAGAUUAAAACAGGAGCUGGACCUCCUCGAGAAGCAGGAGAUAAUCCGGAAAGUAACGGAACCAACAGCUUGGGUCCAUCCGAUGGUGCUGGCCACGAAGAAAGAUGGCGGCAUCAGAGUUUGUGUGGAUUUCACGAUCUUAAACCACAACAUCAUCCGGCCGAGAUUCGACACGGCCACACCUUUCCAAGCAGUGCGAACGAUUCCACCAGGUAUGAAAUUUUUCACAAUAAUCGACGCCCUGAAAGGUUAUCACCAAGUGCAACUGGACGAAGAAUCGGCAGCCUUGACAACGUUUUCAACUCCGUUUGGCCGGUAUCAAUAUCGGCGCCUUCCGUUCGGCAUCACGCACGCAGGAGACGACUACAGCCGUCGCGUCUCCGAAGUCUUUGACGACAUCCCAAAUUACCGCCGGAUCGUCGAAGACGUGAUGGUUUUUUCUGCAACCUACGAGGAGCACAUCGAGCUGGUGCGCCGUCUUUUUCAACGAGCGGCCGACCACAACAUCGCGAUCAACGUUGGGAAAAUGGUUGGCAACUUUUCUACCAAAGUCGCCGAGUCGCUGAAGCCGCUGUCACCCCUUCUGAAAAAAGGAAUGCUGUGGGAGUGGACGACAACGCAUGAAGACGCGUUCCUAAAAGCCAGAAAAGCACUGUCUGAAAUGCACGACCUAGUCUUUUACGACCAGAAUCGACCGACAGCUCUACACGUCGACGCAUCUCGACUUUUCGGCCUUGGUUUCAUCUUGAAGCAAAAAGACGCCGAGGGGAGCUGGCGAAUGGUCCAAGCAGGCUCCAGGUAUUUAUCAGAAACUGAAUCGCGCUAUGCGAUGAUCGAGUUGGAGUGCUUAGGAGCAGCAUGGGCGAUGCAGAAGUGUCGUCAAUUCAUCGAGGGUCUGCCAACGUUCGAGCUCAUCACGGAUCACAAACCGCUAGUGCCGAUCCUAAACGACCACAGCCUCGACAAACUUGACAACCCGAGAAUUCUCCGUCUCCGACUCAAGAUGCAGCGUUAUCAGUUUAAAGCCCGAUGGGUGCCGGGAAAAGAAAACGUCGAAGCCGAUGCACUAUCCAGAGCGCCGGUAGACACCGCAUCCAAAGAAGACGAAUUAGCAGAAGGACCAGCGUCAUUUUCUGCAAAACUGGCCCUUAUUAACGCCAUCAGUGGGUCCGAUGCAGCAGUACUGGACCCCGUGCUUGAACGCAUCAAAAUGGCAGCCCAAAAAGACAAGCAGAUGAUCGAGUUGCGGGAGAUUAUCAUCAACGGUUUCCCAAACGACAAAUGCAAUUUAUCUCUAACUCUCCGUCCAUUUUGGAAUAUUAGGUCCCAGCUCGCAAUAGACGAGACAGAUGGAAUGUUCGUGGCAGGAACCAGGGUCGUAAUUCCAGCCGAAUGCCGUCAACCCCUACUCCAAGACUUAAUCAACAUGCAUCAAGGUGCCACGAAGCUAAGGCAGCGCGCAAGAAUGUCCGUGUAUUGGCCAGGAAUGGACAACGACAUCGCCAACGCCGCCAAAACAUGCCCGUCGUGCACCGAAAAACUUCCGUCGCUCCCGCGUGAACCGUUAAAACCACACGAAGCAGCGACCCGUCCGUUCGAACAGCUCCAUUCGGACAUUGCAACAGUGAACGGACGUGAUUUUCUCAUCAUCGCCGACCAGUACAGCGGUUGGCCAGACGUCAUCCCAUUCCCGAACAAAAACACGACAGCCCGUCGCGUCGUCGAUGCAGUGCGUGAAUUUUUUAUUCGUGGUCCAGGAGCCCCUGUCAAAUUCUGGAGUGAUAACGGGCCCCAAUUCAAUGCCGUCGAAUUCAAGAAUUUUGCAAAAGACUGGGGCGUAUCAAUCGGAAAUUCAGCGCCCCACUACCCCCAGUCAAACGGAUUUGCCGAAGCGACCAUCAAGAGCAUGAAGAAACUCAUCACUGGCUCAUGGAGAAAUGGCUCCUUCGACACAAACAAAUUCGCAAAAUCUAUUUUACUUUUCAGGAACGCUCCUCGCUCAGGUGCAGCAUCGCCAGCCCAAAUGGUAUUCAACCGACCAGUGCGCGACGCUCUACCGGCACACCGCCGAUCUUUUGCACCUGAAUGGCAGCUGAAAGCUGACAUCUUAGAAAAAAGGGCGAGAAGAGCAAAAGAAGUGCAAAUCGAGCACUACAACCGGACAGCUCACCCAUUGCAGCCCUUCGAAAUUGGAGACCAUGUGAUUGUUCAACACCCCGUCUCCAAAUGCUGGGCAACAACAGCAAUCGUCGUAGAGAUCGGCCCAAACAGGGAUUACAUCGUUAAGACACCAGCCGGUCGUCUUUUUCGCCGAAAUCGACGAAUGCUACGAAAAAGAGUGCCAGUCAUGCCAGGCAAUCCGCCUGCGGGGCCAUCAAUCCAGCCGGCCCCAACUCCACCGGAAGAAAAUCAACCCGGAUCAAAUGGAACAGCUGGAACCACCCGCCGGAAGCGCGGAAAAGCCAAGAGAACGCCAAACGAUACGCCGAGACGAUCAACACGCCAGACUAAACGUCCAACGCGAUACACCAAAUAG